Molecule: messenger RNA, 4168 nt
Organism: Coregonus clupeaformis (lake whitefish)
Lineage: Eukaryota; Metazoa; Chordata; Actinopteri; Salmoniformes; Salmonidae
Product: NAD-dependent protein deacetylase sirtuin-2
Exons: 19
Coding region: 1968-3131 (387 amino acids)
Molecular function (GO): NAD+ binding; histone deacetylase activity, NAD-dependent
Source: RefSeq, a predicted model, not a curated record
GUACGUUAACAACAUGGCUGCUCCCUUGAUGGUACGUUUAUCCUUCGCUUUUCACGUUGCUGACGCUAAUAAAUACUAAACCAGUAUUUUGCAUUAGUGUAGCCUAUAUUGUCAAAUUGAAUGUAAUCUCUGAGUUUAGCGUCCAAAAUACGCACGCUAUAGCACAAAAAGUGGAGGGAUCACAUCACGAAAUACAAAUAGCAAGGCCGGCUGCCUUGGACAAACAGCAUGCACACAACCAAACGCUCCGGCUCAACACAUGGCAUAUAGCUAACUAGGUAAAAUGUCUUCUCACCUCUGCCUGCUCAAAUUCCUACCUGUCACAUUUUUCUAGAUUAUCAAUCAAAUAGAUGUGAUGUCUAAUCAUAUACUAAUCAAUGAUUUGUUGGAGUGCAAAAGUCUACACAUACAUGGGGCCCUCCAGGAACAGUAGUGAUGAACUGGUCUAUGAAGUCAAAAUCCAAAUAAUGCAACAUCACACAUGGACGAGAGUGGAGGUGCAAACUAAAGCACUCAUCUCACCACUCUUGGGUUUAUAUUUACAGCAUAUUAGCAUGGCUAGUAGAUUUCCUCUCCUUUGCAUUGUGCAUUUCUCUCCUUUCUCACUGUCCAUGUUCUGUGUAUCUGUCUAUCUGUUGAUGCAGCUAAGCUGUAGGCAGGUGACCCUCUUGGUCGCCACGUCUUGUUACUGGAGCUCUAUCCCUGUGGCUCAGCCCUCACUACAAGCCAGGCUCCUCCUCUUCCUGAGCCAGUGUUUACAUGACAUUGAGCUAUCCUCAGCUGGAGCUCCUGGUUCUAGAACUGAGGUCUACGACAGAAGAAUUUGUAUGUGUAACAGGAAAACACACAGAUUAUUCUAACUACAUGCAUUUCUAUCUGCACACCACGGUCUAAAAUGAAUGUGUAUGUUAUCAUCCGGUCCCAAAUCGUUCCCUAUCCUUCCCCCUUGGCCCUUACCCUUCAAUGCACGAUCUAUAAGGCGUUAGUAAGCAAAAUGGUGGACGCUCCAACACUACACUGCUUAUGCUAUCCAGACCCUUUAGAUCUGCAUGCAAUGAAGUGUUAGGGCUAAAGCGAAUGUGUAGGGAGCGAAUUGGAACCGGGUGUCCCAACUCCAUAAACAUUGUGCUCAGCCCAACCCCUGUCUCUUUCCCCUCACAGUUUCUAUGGCUACACCCAGCAGAACUGUGGGGACAACGUUGCAGCUGGUUAUUAUAUCCUUAGCCUGAAGGGAGGAUUCAGGUUUGCAGGGCAGUCGGGAGUGGUUCCAAUGAGACAGAAGAGAACCACUGGGAUACCUCCAUAGAGGAAGUGGAUGUCAGCAACACACUCAUUAACUACACAGGCCUGGAAAACCUGGCGGGAGCUGCGUACUCUCUCUGUGAGUGGCUGCGCUGAGGUGGAUCACUGGUUCCUGUCCCGCCUACAUAUCUUCCAGGACACCGUGGAGGAGCUGGACAUUUCCAACUAUCCCUGAAUCUCUGUGGUGGGCCUGGCCGCACUGCAGAAGCUGAAGUACUCACCCACACUGGAGGGAAUGACAAAGACAGAGGCUUUUUUUAUCAAUUUGUCUUUUCUCGGUUACUCACGUCCUAUCUCCUUGCUUCGUUCUUAAAAUGUAUUGGAGGAAAAAAAUACAAUGUCCCUCCCUUUGGACAUUCUCCUCCAAUGCGUUUUGAGAAGAAGCUGAGAAGAGAGGACACAAGGAAUCAAGGGAAGAUUAAUUGAGAAAGAGACAGAAUUACUCAAAUGUCCAUGCAUCUCCUCAUGGCACUUGCCUUAGAUAUAUUUGCAUAUGUGUAUGUAUAGGGGUCAAUGGACUCCUUAACUUCACUAAUUGACACAAACAUCCCUUCUCUUCCUCUUGUGUAUCAGGGGUCUGUGACGGCUGGACGUGUCCUCCCUCCCCAGGCUCCAGAACCCUGGGCUGGUCGCCAUCCUGCUGGAGGAGAUGCUUCCUCACUGCCAUGUUACUGCUGUUGGGAACUUCUAACAGAGAAGAGGUCGAGGACAACACCCCCGAACCAGAGGAGCAGUCAGACAAUAGCAGUGACGACGGCGAGGCAUCAGGGGACACAGAGAUGGAUUUCCUGCGCAAUCUCUUCUCUAAAACCUUGGGCAUAUCUGGAGAGAAGGUUUUGGAUGAGUUGACUCUUGAGGGGGUGGCCAGUUACAUACAGAGUGGCAAAUGCAAAAACAUAAUCUGUAUGGUGGGGGCAGGGAUCUCUACAUCGGCUGGGAUCCCUGACUUCCGCUCCCCAGACACGGGGCUCUAUGCCAACCUGCAGAAGUACAACCUGCCCUACCCUGAGGCCAUCUUCCAGAUAGACUACUUUAAGAAACACCCUGAGCCUUUCUUUGCCCUGGCCAGGGAGCUGUAUCCAGGACAGUUUAAGCCCACAGUAUGUCACUACUUCAUCAAGUUGCUGAAGGACAGGGGGCUACUCAAACGCUGCUACUCACAGAAUAUUGACACCCUGGAGCGUGUGGCAGGACUGGAGGGAGAGGACCUGAUUGAAGCCCAUGGCACCUUCUACACCUCACACUGUGUCAGCUUUAUGUGCCGCAAAGAGUACGACUUGGACUGGAUGAAAGAGAAAAUCUUCUCUGAUGACAUCCCAAAAUGUGACAAGUGCAGCAAUCUGGUUAAACCAGAUAUUGUUUUCUUUGGUGAGAAUCUACCAAAGAGGUUCUUCACCUCAAUGGCCAUGGACUUUCCUCGCUGUGAUCUGCUGAUUAUAAUGGGGACCUCCCUGCAGGUUCAGCCCUUUGCUGCUCUGGUUGGCAGGGUUUCAAACAGCUGCCCCAGACUGCUCAUUAACCUGGAGAAAGCAGGCGGUGCAGAUCCUCUGUUAGGGAUGAUAGGCAUUGGCGGAGGGAUGGACUUUGACUCAGAGAAAGCAUACAGGGACGUGGCUCAUAUUAGUACAUGUGAUGAUGGAUGCUUGGCACUUGCUGACCUACUGGGCUGGAAGGCGGAGCUGGAAGAGAUGGUGAAACGGGAGCAUGAGAAGAUUAACAGCAAAGCCAAGGAGGAACAGGCCAAUCAGAGCUCUGGAGCUGCUGGGAAGGCGGAGUCAGGGAAGGCGGAGUCAGGGAAGGCGGAGGCAGGGAAGACUAAGAUAGAAUAACCAAUGAGACCGGCCGGCUCCAACCCAUCACUCUAGGCUUCAGUCUGGAAGCAGAGUUGCAUACAGUAACCAAGACUGUGCUCUUCAGUCUGUUUAACCAAGACUGUGCUCUACAGUCUGUUUUGGAUUUUCUUCCUUUAGUUUGCACUUUACUAACUUCUCUCUCCUCUCCAACCUAUGUUUGACAUAAACCCACCUCCUGACUCCUACUGUGUGUAUUGAUCUGUCUUUUGACAGUUCCCACAAAUGGAGUUUAUAGCAAUACACACUAAAACAAGCAUACUUUUCCUUCUGUGGGAGAGAACUACAGACACUGUGCUGUCAGCUUGCCAACUAGCUCUGUUGAGUCAAUUAGUUGAUGAAUAUAGACGUGACAAAGUAUAGAAGACAUGGCAGGGUAGCAAAGAUGAUGAAUGGCUGAUUCAUCCACUGAUGCAGUGACACAACUACUGUAAAUAGAAGGAAAAAUAUAUAUUAUACAAUUUUAUGUCAAUUACUAUUUAGAAUCGAUUAUAAUUAUGGAUUUGUUUUUCAUGACAUUGGUUUCUGUGCUCCUUGUUUCUAUGAAUUGUUUUAAUAUAAUUAUUUUUAACAAUGUGUUUUAAUCUAUUAAGCGUACCUGUGACAUUUGGUUUCUUUACUUCCUGUGGAUGUUGGCGUUGGGCGGUUUCUAUUUCAGCACGAAUUAUGCAGCAGGAAGUUGCUACAGUGGUGUGACAUGAUGUCGCAGUACAUCUGUGGUGUUGACCAAAUGCAGCUCCAUGCUUUCUAAAAGAUUGCGUGUGAUACUACAAGUAAAAACACAAAAUAAAGUGGCAAAGUCUCCCACUGAAGUUGGUAUUUUUCAUGCACAUACAGUAAGCAUUGAGCUCAAACACAGCUCAUACAACUGAUGUUGAUUAGUACAACUGAUGUUCUCUGUGUUGGGUGCAUGGGUUGUUUAUUUCUAUGUUGAAUGUAUUGUAGCCAUGAGUUGAACAGAAAAUACUAUUGCACACUUACAGUACAAUUAAAAGCCCACCUUUUAUUCUCAUGCA